Messenger RNA from Podospora anserina S mat+, 504 nucleotides. RefSeq lists its product as uncharacterized. Lineage: Eukaryota; Fungi; Ascomycota; Sordariomycetes; Sordariales; Podosporaceae. The transcript has a single exon. The coding region runs from base 1 to 504 and encodes 167 amino acids. The record is from RefSeq and is a predicted model, not a curated record. Gene Ontology annotation, molecular function: metallopeptidase activity.
AUGCAGUCGUUGUUGCAUGAAGGCGAUCAGAGGACACUCAACCUCUACUUCGUCCCAUGGAAGAAUGCUACUAAAGGCGGAUUUUGCACGUUGCCGUGGUCAAUGGGUGGGCCGCUCGAUGGCUGUGUCAUCAAGAGCAACACGGUGCCUGGAGGUGGACACAGUUAUUGGAGCCAAGGGAAGGCAGCCGUUCACGAGAUAGGCCACUGGCUCGGACUCGCGCACACGUUUGAAGUCCGCGAUCCUGAGAACCCGUGCGACCCAACAGAUCCGGACGAUGGCGUUAUUGACACCCCCAAGUUCGAUUAUCAUCAUUACACCCAGGAGAUGAAGGGCACCUGCCACCUGGACCUGAAUACAUGUCCCCACUUGGAAGGCAAGGACCCUGUUCACAACUACAUGUCGUACGUCUCUGAUGAGUGCGCGACCGAGUUUACAAGGGGUCAAGUCGUGCGAAUGUACGAGAUGUGGGCAAAGUAUCGGGCGAUACUUCCGGAAAAAUGA